AUGCUCGCUGCGGGCUUCUCGGCCGUCCUCAACCGCUUCCCGCACCACGAGUCGGACAGGCGCCGGUACCGUCUCAGCGGGAAGCGCGGCGGCACGCAGCAGCGGCCCGCCGUCGUCGCGACUGUGCCCCGCGAGCCCGUUGCGCCCGGUGUCGCCGCCACGACGCUCCGCCGCUGGCUGUCGCGAUAG
This is a messenger RNA of Vanrija pseudolonga, 189 nucleotides long. RefSeq lists its product as uncharacterized. The transcript has a single exon. NCBI's taxonomy places the organism in Eukaryota, Fungi, Basidiomycota, Tremellomycetes, Trichosporonales, Trichosporonaceae. The coding region runs from base 1 to 189 and encodes 62 amino acids. The record is from RefSeq and is a predicted model, not a curated record.